This is a messenger RNA of Clonostachys byssicola, 2064 nucleotides long. NCBI's taxonomy places the organism in Eukaryota, Fungi, Ascomycota, Sordariomycetes, Hypocreales, Bionectriaceae. The record is from the annotation of a GenBank genome assembly.
AUGCUCUGCAAUAUCUGCCGCGAAGGUCUCCAGGGCAUUUGGGACCCCUCCAAGGCUAAGCGGGUAUGCAGGGAAAUCGAAUUCGAUGAAAAACUCAAGGAAGAUGAGCGCUUUCAUCAGGCGCCUCCGUCGCACGUGCAUGACCAGCACCCAACGCACUUUUUGUUCGGCCACCAUCCAACUCUAGAGUCCUAUCUACAAUCUGUUGCCGAUGGAUGUGUUAUGUGUUGCCAGUCCAGACAUAAUGGUAUGGAGAUCGAUCAAGAAGCUGCAAUAGCUGAGCUAGGGUUUUAUUCCUUGUUCGCUGUUGGCCUCCUAAAUGCAUACCCGGUCAUGUGUAUAUACACACCCAAGGCUCGUUUCAACCAGCCGAUGAAAAUGUUCGACGGCUCCCCCCAUGACUGCAACCUUGAAAUUAGCCCAUCAACCGGAGAUGCCAAAGCCUGGAGCUUGAUUCAGAGCUGGAUGGGUACAUGCAUCCAGACCCAUAGGCGCUGCAACCAAACCACUGAUUUUUUGCCAAGCUAUCUGCUCGAAUUGGAUGACCUUGGCGAAUCAUUCUGUUUGAUUCCCGCUGGCCAGCUUUCUACCCAGUCUAGUGGUGUCCGCUACUGCGCACUCAGCCACUGCUACAAUGCUGAUGAGAGUCUCCGGCUAACAACAUCGAGCAUGAGGCAAUUCUCUCGCCCCCAAUCUCUCUCCACGUUGCCCCUGACCUAUAGGGAUGCUUUUGCUGUGACCAAACGAUUGGGUGUCCAUCAUCUUUGGAUCGACCAUCUUUGUACUCCUCAAGACGAACCACCACUUAGCAACACUGAGCUACAGGAUAUCUUGUCUAACAGCUUCUGUGGAAUUGGCGCUACAAGGUCUACUCUUCCCUCUUCCGGGCUGUUUGCUAAAAGGGAGCCGCAUCUUAUUAUACCUACUGCGUUUGAAUUUCCUCUUGACGCUGAGGGAAAUACAACCUUGUUGAAGUUUCACAGGCCAGAGAUGGCGCAAUUCAAGGAUGAGCCAUUGGUCCAGACUGCAAAAGGUUUCCGGGAACGUCUGUUGACACCACGGAUGAUCCAUUUUGGAACCUCCCUUAUCUCCUGGGAAUGCCAUGGUGCUCUUUGCGACGAGGUAAACCCUGGUGGUAUCCUAUACGGGCCCGGAGGGUACACAAAUAUAGAAGGGGAGACACCGAUUGUGAUCAGUGAGAAAUAUGCGGCUGGCAAACCGAUCCGGGCACCACCUCGACCCGCUUGGAAGCCGCUUAUUCACGCUCGUCCGUUUUCUUAUCCUCUUGGUGAUCCCAAAAAAGAUAUACUGAGUCGUUGGUUCCAGCUUUUGCCUGAAUAUACCAAAUGCACCGUGGCAGGCCCGGAUGAGAGGCUCGAUUGCAUAGAGAGUGCUGCUAUGAGGAUGAAACCUCACUUGAAGGAGCACGGAUGCGAUGACACAUAUCUUGCUGGUAUGUGGAAAGAGACUUUGCCUACAGCCCUAGUCUGGUACACCUGUGGUAAUGGAAAUCGGCCGCCACGGUAUCGUGCCCCUUCGUGGAGCUGGGCUGCAAUAGACGGUCCCAUCAACUACGAAGAGGGUCUAAGCGGGUCAUUCACUACUCAGAGCCUCUGUGAGCUUGUGGACGUGGUCUCCAAGACAAAUGAGGCAGGGCUAGUCAUCGCCGGCAACCUUACUCUCAAAGGGAAACUUCUCAUUGGAAAGUCAUCUCCGAACCUCAACUACCCCAAUGAGCCGUACUAUGAGACAGAAAUGGGUAUUGACGGGUUGAUAGACCCUGGUACGGGCGCCGAUGUUGCCACGGUGCCGGAAUCUCAUGACAGGCUCCCAGGGUCUAUCCGCUUUGAUACUAAGCAGGAUACAAAGGAAGAUAUUUAUCUUUUCCCAAUCAUCACGGCGUUGAUUAGAGAGAGGUGGCCCCAAGUCUAUGGGAUUGCCUUAACCAAGCUUGACAGUGGGGCCUACCUACGUUGUGGUAGGUGGAUCAUCUCUCCAGCGUCUUGGGAGGAAUCAAAGAGGAUAUUCUGCGGCCUGCUAGACUCCAAGAUUACAAUCGAGUAG